Prorocentrum cordatum is the source of this 1449-nucleotide messenger RNA. NCBI's taxonomy places the organism in Eukaryota, Dinophyceae, Prorocentrales, Prorocentraceae. The record is from the annotation of a GenBank genome assembly.
AUGUCAUUUGCCCUCGCCAGCCUGCUGAUCUGCCUGUCAGCCGCUGAGUCCACCGCUUCAGGCGCAGGGGCGACGGCCGCUGCUGCCAGCGGGAAGCGGCGCUUCCUCGCGAGAUCGCAGGGCGAGGGGCAGCAGUGUGGCAGGAGCGGCUCGGACGGCCAGUUCUACGGCGACUGCGCCGCUGGACUUGCGUGCGUGCCGCCGGCGGAGGGCGCUGCCCCCGGCGCUCCCAGCGUCUGCCACAAGGUUUGCGGCACCUUCGGGGCCGACGAGGACGUGGUGACCAGCUUCACCUGCAGCAGCGGCCAGACGUGCUCGGGCAAGGCCGCCACGCCCUGCCGCGAGUGGGCUGGCGAGUGCUACCUGUAUUGCGCCGGUGAGCCCGUCAAGGAGGAAGGUGGGCCGGCGAGUGCUACCUGUAUUGCGAUGGCGCCGACCGCCGGCUCUCAGACGCGCAGGGUGAAGGGAAGCAGUUGCGGCACGAGCGGCUCGGACGGCCAGUUCUACGGCGACUGCGCCGCUGGACUUGCGUGCGUGCCGCCGGCGGAGGGCGCUGCCCCCGGCGCUCCCAGCGUCUGCCACAAGGUUUGCGGCAGCUUCGGGGCCGACGGGGACGAGGUGACCAGCUUCACCUGCAGCAGCGGCCAGACGUGUUCGGGCAAGGCCGCCACGCCCUGCCGCGAGUGGGCCGGCGAGUGCUACCUGUAUUGCGAUGGCGCCGACCGCCGGCUCUCAGACGCGCAGGGUGAAGGGAAGCAGUUGCGGCACGAGCGGCUCGGACGGCCAGUUCUACGGCGACUGCGCCGCUGGACUUGCGUGCGUGCCGCCGGCGGAGGGCGCUGCCCCCGGCGCUCCCAGCGUCUGCCACAAGGUUUGCGGCAGCUUCGGGGCCGACGGGGACGAGGUGACCAGCUUCACCUGCAGCAGCGGCCAGACGUCGGCUCGGACGGCCACUUCUACGGCGACUGCUCCAGCGGACUCGAGUGCGUACCGCCCGCGGAGGGCGCUGCCCUUGGCACUCCGAGCGUCUGCCACAAGGUGUGCGGCAGCUUCGGGGACGACGGUGACGAGGUGACCGGCACCUGCAGCACAGGCCAGACGUGCUCGGGCAAGGCCGCCACGCCCUGCCGCGAGUGGGCCGGCGAGUGCUACCUGUAUUGCGAUGGCGCCGACCGCCGGCUCUCAGACGCGCAGGGUGAAGGGAAGCAGUGCGGCACGAGCGGCUCGGACGGCCACUUCUACGGCGACUGCUCCAGCGGACUCGAGUGCGUACCGCCCGCGGAGGGCGCUGCCCUUGGCACUCCGAGCGUCUGCCACAAGGUGUGCGGCAGCUUCGGGGACGACGGUGACGAGGUGACCGGCACCUGCAGCACAGGCCAGACGUGCUCGGGCAAGGCCGCCACGCCCUGCCGCGAGUGGGCUGGCGAGUGCUACCUGUAUUGCCUCUGA